Molecule: messenger RNA, 1504 nt
Organism: Dichomitus squalens LYAD-421 SS1
Lineage: Eukaryota; Fungi; Basidiomycota; Agaricomycetes; Polyporales; Polyporaceae
Exons: 2
Coding region: 138-971 (277 amino acids)
Source: RefSeq, a predicted model, not a curated record
CUCUGUAAGCCCCUCCUCUCCCGCUGCUAAACAAAUCCGUCUUGGCACCUCGCAAGCACACGCGCGCGUCUCGUCUUGGUCAUUCCCGUCUUAUACACAGGAGAUUCUCAGCGUGCACUGAUUAGCACAUCCCGAGAAUGUCGACGUCGACGACUCCAAGCCCUCCAACGGGCCCCGCGACCCAGAGCCCCGGCUUCUCCUCCAUCUUCCAGUCCCCCGGCGGCCCCCCGCUCAUCCUCGUGUGCAUCGCCGCGGGCCUCCUCCUCGGCGCCUUCAUCGGCGUGCUCCUCAUGCGCCGCAUGCGGCCUCGCGUCGUCGUGCAGCGCAUGAACGGCGCGGACUUCCUCCGAGGACUCAACCCGAACUUCGGCGAGAAACCCACACUGCUGGACAUCCACCUAUUGCCUGCGAGCGAGGAGGGCACAUCGUAUGGGGACGGGAAGGGUAAAGUCGGAGGCGAGCGAGGAGCGUGGGGGCAUGUGUCGCCAUUCGCCGCACGCUACCUCUCCUCCUCCGAUGGCCAGCCGAAGUCGUCCACAGCACCCCCGUCCUCGCCUCCAUCCUUUACCCGCGGGGAAGGAGUUCUGUCCCGCAUCAUCACCCAGUUCUACUGGGCAAACCCGCGCUGGCGUCCCCGCCCACACGAGCACAGUCCCACGUCCCCAAAUCCACACCCCGACGCGCGCCGCGUGCAGCUCGCGGUGACGAUCUCGAUGCCGUCGCCCCAGCGGCCUGCGUGCCACCCCCGCCGCCCCUCGCCUUCGGGGACGCCGCGGCCGUCGACGUCGAGCGACCCGCUAAAGAACGGUUCCACCGCCUCCUCCGACGCUCACGCCCACGCUUCCGACGACGCGAACCCGGUGCCAGACUGCUGCAUCGGCACCGUCGUCGUCUCGUAUCGUCCCGACCCCAACGGCUCCCCGGCCGCCGCCCCUCCUGCCGCCUCUCCUGCCGCCGCCGCCGCGACCUGAGGCCUACUUCCGAGGACUCGUGCACUCGUAUCUGAUUUCUCACUUUCUUCUCCGCACAUCAUGAACGGACGCCACCCGUGGGAGUGCGACGCCUGCAUUCGUGCAUGGUGAGGCUCGCAGCCCGCCAGAACACAUAGCGAUCGUGCCGCGCGCAGCAGCUUCGACGGCUCUCAUGCGAUCCCGGCAGCAGUGCGUGUACAGCGCGUCCAGUCAGUAUCUCACGCGGAACAUGGCGCAGCUCUCCCAGGGCAGCCAGUGCCGCGGCGUUCCUGCGUCAUCAUCCAGGAUUAGGAGCAGGCACUGUGUGUGUAUGCCGAGACGUGGAUGGGACGGGAGCGAGAUAGACUGAUGGAUGGAUGGCGGAUGGAUGGAUAGGCACCACAGCGUGGGUGUUGGACAGCUUACUGUUGUACAAUAUACGUGUGCUGUGGCUGUCCCGCAGAGACUCUGCAUUACGACCCUGGAUCCUCCUGUACGUACUCACCGUGGAUUCAACGAAGACAGUGAAUGAACUACAUAUACGUGAUACUCGC